Arabidopsis thaliana (thale cress) is the source of this 1322-nucleotide messenger RNA. RefSeq names its product basic helix-loop-helix (bHLH) DNA-binding superfamily protein (gene ILR3). The transcript has 5 exons. Lineage: Eukaryota; Viridiplantae; Streptophyta; Magnoliopsida; Brassicales; Brassicaceae. The coding region runs from base 337 to 1041 and encodes 234 amino acids. The record is from RefSeq and is marked reviewed. Gene Ontology annotation, cellular component: nucleus. Gene Ontology annotation, molecular function: DNA-binding transcription factor activity; protein dimerization activity; transcription cis-regulatory region binding. Gene Ontology annotation, biological process: intracellular iron ion homeostasis; regulation of DNA-templated transcription.
CGUAAAAUGAAUUAAAAAUAAACUAACAAAUAAAAUAAAAACCCUUGGUAUGAUGGGCCUUGGAAAGCCCAAAAAAAAAGGAAGAGUGCGCGUGAAAACCACUCUAAUUUCUCUGGAUUCCAAGAUUCCCCAAUUCGUCUCCUCCAACAGUUUUCUUCUUCUCUUCUUCUUUGGGUGUUCCUUCCACCAACGGCAGAAAUCGAUUUGGCUUAAAUCUCCCCCUCCUUUCGAUCUCUCUGAUCGCCGCCGGGAACAUUCAAUUUCCCGGGAGUUCAACAAAAAAAAAACUCUCCGUUUUUAUUUUUCCCCCUUUUUCACCGGUGGAAGUUUCCGGAGAUGGUGUCACCCGAAAACGCUAAUUGGAUUUGUGACUUGAUCGAUGCUGAUUACGGAAGUUUCACAAUCCAAGGUCCUGGUUUCUCUUGGCCUGUUCAGCAACCUAUUGGUGUUUCUUCUAACUCCAGUGCUGGAGUUGAUGGCUCGGCUGGAAACUCAGAAGCUAGCAAAGAACCUGGAUCCAAAAAGAGGGGGAGAUGUGAAUCAUCCUCUGCCACUAGCUCGAAAGCAUGUAGAGAGAAGCAGCGACGGGACAGGUUGAAUGACAAGUUUAUGGAAUUGGGUGCAAUUUUGGAGCCUGGAAAUCCUCCCAAAACAGACAAGGCUGCUAUCUUGGUUGAUGCUGUCCGCAUGGUGACACAGCUACGGGGCGAGGCCCAGAAGCUGAAGGACUCCAAUUCAAGUCUUCAGGACAAAAUCAAAGAGUUAAAGACUGAGAAAAACGAGCUGCGAGAUGAGAAACAGAGGCUGAAGACAGAGAAAGAAAAGCUGGAGCAGCAGCUGAAAGCCAUGAAUGCUCCUCAACCAAGUUUUUUCCCAGCCCCACCUAUGAUGCCUACUGCUUUUGCUUCAGCGCAAGGCCAAGCUCCUGGAAACAAGAUGGUGCCAAUCAUCAGUUACCCAGGAGUUGCCAUGUGGCAGUUCAUGCCUCCUGCUUCAGUCGAUACUUCUCAGGAUCAUGUCCUUCGUCCUCCUGUUGCUUAAUCAAGAAAAAUCAUCAACCGGUUUGCUUCUUGCUUCCGCUUAAAAGAAAAGUCUCCAUUUGUUUUGCUCUCCUCUCUUUCUCGGCUUUCUUAGUCUUAUCCUUUUGCUUUGUCGUGUUAUCAUCGUAACUGUUAUCUGUUGAACAAUGAUAUGACAUUGUAAACUCCAAUUGCUUCGCGCAAUGUUAUCUAUUCACAUGUAAAUUUAAGUAGAGUUUGGCAGAUCGUCUCUCACUUUAUGUGUUCUUACAUUAAUACAUAGAAUGUGGUUACUUCCUCGCC